AUGUACACUGGCUCCAGAAGUAGCUUAGCCACUGAUCCUACCGACAAAUGCCCCCCAAAUGAGACACUUAACAUAGAUACCCUCAUGGGCUCAGUCAACACAGAGCCAGCUGGAGUAAGCAAAGACCAGCAAUGGUCCCAAGGUGGAGAUGACAGUUUCUCCCAGAACUGGCGAGGCGAGCAAGUGCCUGGUUUUAGCAAACGGUUUCCAGACAAAAAUAACAGGCCAAAGAACAAAACGAAAAAAGAGCCAGUUUUCUCUCAUUAUUGUGAUACCUGUGACCGUGGCUAUAAAAACCAGGAGAAGUAUGAUGAACAUAUUUCACAACAUAAACAGUGCACAGAAGAAGGUUGCACUUUCAGUGCACAUGAGAAGAUAGUUCAGAUGCAUUGGAGGAAUGCACAUGCACCUGGUGCUAAAAGAAUAAAACUAGAUAGUCCAGAAGAGAUUGCUCGGUGGAGAGAAGAAAGAAAAAAGAAUUUUCCUACUUUGGCAAACAUUGAAAGAAAGAAGGCAAUGCAGAUGCAGAAGGAAGAAAGGGGAGAAGUCCUGACUACCCAACAGUUUGGGAAAAUGAGGGGAAUGUGGAAACCUGCAGAAAAUGAAGGGAGGUUUGGGCAGCAAGGAAAACAGAGGAGAAGACAAAGGCGCCCAUUCUGGAAGAAAUCUAGGGAAAAUGGUGGUGAUCAUAAUGCACAUAAAGCUCAAAAUGAAGCUAAUGGACCAGUAAACAACACAUGUGAAAAGGAACAUGAAAAACAGGGUGAUUUGGCAGCUCAGCCAUGUGUGAAGGACAUGGACCCGCUCAGUCUUUUGGCAAACGGUGAUGUUGAAUCUGACAAGGAUGAAGCAGCAGCUGAAGAUGGGAGGCAGGGACUGACUGUUGUUCCCAAGCUGGUCACCUCUGCCCUGACGUCUCUGUCGGUCAACUAUGACAGCACAUCUGACAGUGAGCCUGAAGAAAUCCCAGUCAAGACUGCAACAAAAGCUGAGAAAAACCAGGAGGAGCUCAGAAAUACCCAGGAAACUACUUCUGUUCCUCCGAGUCAAAGCCAGAAUAAAAAACAUCCAGAACACUCAGGCACGAUGUUGAGAAGCUCAAAUUCAAACGCACGUCCCCAAAGAGGGCCUGGUCACAGGGGCAAGAAAACAUUACCUCCCCUUCCAAAGCACCGUCCAACUCUGCUGGAAAUGUUACUGGCCCAGGACAUCCGACACGAGAGGAAUGUGGUUUUGCAGUGUGUUCGUUACCUCGUCCAAAAUAACCUGUUUGGACUUAGUUUUAAAACAGCCCCACAAGCUGAAACAGAGACUGAACAGUCCUGCACAACUACAGCAGAGUCUUCGACGGACAAACUUGAUGAAUCUCAUUGUUCUCAUAGCACUGACCUUCAGUUAGCAGGAGGAGAAGAGGUGUCAUUAAUAGGCCAGGGUGAGAAAGCACCUGCAGAUCAGACUUCACAGGUGGCUCACCUGGAAGAUGAGGACACAUGGGAAACUCCGUCAAUUCAGUGUGAAGAACCACUGUAG
This is a messenger RNA of Chaetura pelagica (chimney swift), 1530 nucleotides long. It is a transcript of the gene NUFIP1, whose product is annotated as nuclear fragile X mental retardation protein interacting protein 1. Gene Ontology annotation, molecular function: RNA binding. The transcript has 10 exons. The record is from RefSeq and is a predicted model, not a curated record. Lineage: Eukaryota; Metazoa; Chordata; Aves; Apodiformes; Apodidae. Gene Ontology annotation, cellular component: nucleus. The coding region runs from base 1 to 1530 and encodes 509 amino acids. Gene Ontology annotation, biological process: box C/D snoRNP assembly.